AGUGGUCGUGGGGUCAGCGCUGACGACCUAUAAACAGAGAGAUUUCAAGGACUGAACCUCUUACGACGUUCGGGAGAGAGGAAAGAGAGGAAGAAAAAAAGUAAUAAUAACAAAUUAACUAACUAACAAGAUCCGCUUCUGGAAAUGUGUUCUUAUCUGAGAUAAUAUCACAAAAAAGUUAUUUUACAAUAAUUAUCGAUCAGUGAGAAGGCCGACCUCAGGAAACCCCACGAAAAAGGACCCACAAUGUUACGACUGUUGACUUUAGUGUCGCUGGCGUGCGUCGCUUUGGCCGACGACGGCGAGUUGAUGAAAGUGCCCACGUACCUCAUGAACUACAUCCUGGACUGCAAGAGGCAAUCGAUCGAGAGCGGCUACGGAGUCCCUGUCUAUCAGACGAACAUCAAGCAGUCGGGGACGUCGCAGCACGUGAGUCUCCUGGAUUUGGAUGAGCUCGAGGACUCGCUGAAGCAGUCGGUGCACAACGAGGCGGUGGUGGCGCACGUCCUGACCCAGGUGAACGACGCGGUCAGGACGGCCACCGACAACCCGAAGUCAAGGUCCGACUGUUCGGUCGAGAACCACAUCCAGAUCGCCAUUCCCCCGCAGGAGAUAGACGAGUUCAACGACCGCGUGCAGAUGCUCAUUCAGCAGAACAGUUUCCUUCUUCUGGAGCAGAUGAACACACUCUUCGCCUUCAAACUGCGCUCGCUGAAGAGUGACUUGGAGAAGGUGAUUAAGCGGAGGUACAACGCCCUCGAGAGCAAGUUGGACUUGAUCAUGGGAGCGCUCGGCGUCGAAAUGCCCGAGGAACCCAAGCCAACUACUGACGACGACGUCGACAACCCCGUGACUGAAAUGCCGGAAAUCAUCACCGAUUCCGUGUUCCCGAGCCUAGUCCCGCAGCCCGUCCCCAGCCCAGAACCCGAGCCGGUGGCAACGCCCGGCCCCUUCCCGCAGCCCGAACCAACGGUACAACCGGCUCCCGAACCCAUUGCAGAACCAGUAACGACGGUACAACCGGCUCCCGAACCCUUUGCAGAACCAGAACCGACGUCUCGACCAGAUCCCGACGACGAUGACGACGACGACCUAGACUUCACGGAGCGACCUGACGACGCGAACGACCCCACCUCAGGCGACGAGUCGAGUGACGAAGACUCAGGGUCCUCCAGUGGCUUCGUCAGGACGCCACAGCAGCCGGCUUCGGUGGUGUCUCACAGCGGCUUCGGCUUCAUGCGGCCCAUCGUGUCCCGCCCCUUCACGCGCCGGAAGGUCCAGCGCCCCAGCAGCUUCUGGCGCGAUCGCUUAGAAACGCAUAGGGCGUCAGUGGCAUCCCACAGAGCUCAACGGCGCCGGGAAAGAAUUCCACAGAGGUCAGCCUUGGAUUCACGUUACGGAGAACUUUUGCCAUUCAGCAGGCCAGUUCCAACCAGGCGAGAUCGCAUCAGCAUCGCCCGGAAAGAGUAUCAGGAGGCUCUCAGAAGUGGAGCGUUGUAUAUGGGAUUCUAGAUGUUCUUUUUGUUUUCCUGGCCUUUGAACAUGUAUCUGGGAUUAUAGAUGAUCAUGUAUAGGGGAUUACAGAUGCUCUUUUGUUUUCCUGGUUGUACAUGUAUAAGGGGAUUAUGGAUGUUCCUUUGUUUUCCUGGCAUCUGAUGUAAUUUUUAAAGGGAUAUUUUUAUCUUCGAUAAUGUCACAGGAUUAAAAAGUUAUAGGUGAUGUUUAUAUAUGUUUAAUUAAAACGGAAAGCUGUGCGGUCAUAGGGAUUUGUCGAUGCUCUUUUGCUACUCGGUUGCUUUCUUUCUGGUUUUAUAUAUCUAUAGUCCUCUGGAUGUUUAUAGUGCUUCAAAAUGCUGUAAUAUUUUUAUACUAGAGAAUGUAAAUAUACUCAGAAAAUGAUGAUCAUCAGUUAACAGGGUGUUUUAGAUGCUCAUUUGUUUCUUUUUCAGUUAAUUUGCUUCCCCAUGUUCUAUAUGGAUAUUUAUAUCCUCAUGGAAACUUGGAGUGCUUUUCCUGAGAUUAUUCUAGCGCGUGUAUAUGUGAUAUGUAAGAGAAUUUUAGAUUAUAUCGAUGAAGGCUGUGAGAAAAGGACAAUAAGAUAAAAAAUAAUUAUACAGAUAUAUAUACUAUAGAUACACACUAUAUUUAUACGCUUACAUACAGGGCAUUCAUAUGUACACUAUGUCUGUAUUCUUGUAUCGAUGAGAUUUCAUAAGUACAGUCCUCACUCUUUGUUUAGAUUAUAAAUAAAAGUUCUAAAUAUACA
Molecule: messenger RNA, 2266 nt
Organism: Penaeus chinensis
Lineage: Eukaryota; Metazoa; Arthropoda; Malacostraca; Decapoda; Penaeidae
Exons: 2
Coding region: 247-1512 (421 amino acids)
Source: RefSeq, a predicted model, not a curated record